GUCAGUAAUCACAAUGCAAACAUACUACUUAUUUCUUAUGCAAAAUCGCAAGUUAUUUGCUCUAUGCACAUUCGCAUUAACCAUUGUAUUUCUGUAUACACUUAUGCUUUUCUGGAGUUCAUAUCCAUUAGAUAUGUGUUCUCAACUCAUAUCUGUAAAUCGUUUAUCUGAAAAAUCAUAUCAUCUAAUCAUCAAAAAGGUGGAAAUAUUUUCAUGGAUUCACCAUCAACUCUACCAUUUCUUAUCAACGAAUUAAUGCGCAUUAAUCAUUCUGUCCACGAUGAAUUAAUUAGCCUGCAUCAACGACGUAAAGAAUUAGUCGAUGCUAAUAGUGUUCUUCAAAAUCAAGUUGAACGUUUAAGAUCUGUUCUUGUAGAACAAUCAAGACAAAUAAUGCGCCUCAAAGUUACUUUGGAUUCCUAUCAACAGAAAAUUUCAGACAUGAAUAAUUUGCCAAGCAUAUUUUAUCAUAAAUGGCCAGUUGUUCAGAUUAAAUUUGACGAAAAAUUUAAGAAACAUACUGACAGUGUUAUUUCAAAUGAAGUUUGUACUAUAGAAUCAUGUAUUGACUGGAAUCGAUGUCGUCAUACAAGAUUCCUACGAUUUUGUACCGACUCGUAUAUCUUAAACAAUUCACCGCUGUCUCAAGAAUUACUUCAAAGUUCACCACAUUUUACUGAAAGUUGUAAUAUUAAUCAUUCUGCAUGUCUAAGGCUAUUGUUUGGUAUUCAAGGAAUUCGUAAAUGUACUCUAGAAAGGAAUACUAAUUCAAUGAAUUCUCCAACCUGUAUUGUUUUAUUUCAAAAUUCUUCGGAACUUGAUGAUAUUUAUCGAAAAUACAAUUAUUCAACAAAUCAUCAAUUCAACUUUUUAUUAGUGGCUUAUUCAUUUCCUCAAAAAACAUUUCGACGUGGAUUUGAUUUCUUACUUCCAGUUAAUUAUGCUAUUUUAUGUAGAAAUUCUGAAAAGAUGUGCUCUAAUAAUGCUCCUUUACAUCUACUACCAGGUAGACGUUCAUUAUUGUUAAGCUUUAAAGUUGGCAUAUUAACUAGAAGUCAUAUUAGAAAUAAAUUUUCACCAUUAAACAAUUGGGUUGUCAAACAUUUGAAACAAUUCGAUGAAGAUAGUCACAAAAAGAAUGAAUCAGGUUCUCUUAUUUCUAUAUCGAUUUAUCAGACAAAUGAAAAGAAAGAAAACUGUUGGUCACAUAAGUAUAAAGAAUUUCUGAUACAAAAUUCUUUGUUAGAUUCAGAUUGGUUUCCGUGUGAGGAUGGUUCAUCACUUCUACGCCAAUCAACAUUUGGACUGAUAAUGACUCCUUCAAAAAAUUCACAUCUCAGUUUUGGAAUACGUGUGCAGUUAGUCGUCUGUUUAGCUAAUGGUGCUAUUCCUGUUUUUCUUGGAAAUGAUAACUUAUACAGUGAUGAAGGUAUUGAUGAACAAUCAUUGUCUAAAGCUGUCAUACGUGUUCCUUUACCUCGAGUUGAAGAACUUCCAGUCAUACUCCAGUCGUUACCUGAAACACAUAUUGUAGAAAUUCGCCGACAGGGGCAAAUUUUAUUCCAGCGUUAUUUGAAGGACAGGUCAUCACAACUCACAACUUUAUUAUUGGCCGUUAGCCGACGCCUCGGCUUCCCUCAGCCUCCUGCUCCGUAUUAUCCGAGUAAACCAGCCUACAGGGAGUUUACACCGCCUAAACAAUAUCCUGUACAUAAAGAGAAUAACAUUCAAGCUGAUUUAGAUGAUUUUCUUGGUCCCACAGGACCACAACAGUCUUCUAUCAGUUAUCAGUCGAAUUACACGGGCCCAGGUGGUUCAGCUCAUUUCGCAAGGGUUUCUUUUCACGAUGACGCUAAUAUUGUUAAUCCAUUUUGGUUAUUCCCCUCAACACCUUGGGAACCUGUACUUCCAUCUGAUGCUGCAUUCAAACCUUAUGCUUCAACUAAUUAUGGUUUGAGACCGAUCAAUCAUUCUAUUAAUCUUGCCGGAUAUGAGUUCAAUAUGAAUUUAGGUGGAAUGUACCCAUAUGAGCAGUUUACGAUUGUCAUGCUUACUUAUGAUCGUUACCACCUGUUAUGUCAAACUUUGGAGAGCUUUUUAAACCUUCCCUAUUUACAUUCAAUUUUGAUUAUUUGGAAUAAUCCUGUUCCUCCACAUCCUGAUCUUAGCUGGCCACAAUUACAUGUUCCAAUCAAAGUAAUCCACAGUCAAAAUAACAGUUUGAACAAUCGAUUUUUACCCUAUGAUCUGAUAGAAACCGAUGCAAUACUAUCAAUAGACGAUGAUAUUCAGCUGCGUCAUGAUGAAAUUGUUUUUGGUUUUCGUAUAUGGCGUGAACAUCGUGAUCAGUUAGUUGGAUUUCCAGCAAGAGCACAUUUUUGGAAUGCUUCUGACAGUUCAUGGUUUUAUAAUUCGGAUUAUACUUGUGAAUUUUCAAUGAUUCUCACUGGAGCUGCAUUUCUUCAUAAAUAUUAUACAUUUGCGUAUACAUGGGAGAUGUCAUUGGAUAUUCGUAACAUGGUGGAUAGCUAUUUCAAUUGUGAAGAUAUAGCGAUGAAUUUCCUUAUUGCUCAUAUAACCAGAAAACCUCCCCUUAAAGUUACUCUUCACUGGUCGUUCGACUGCAUUUACUGUGGAUCUACUCUACAUGACCGUCCUGACCAUUAUAACUCCCGAUCCCGGUGCAUUAAUUGGUUGACAAAUCAUUAUGGUUAUAAUCCUCUUAUAUAUAGUCAAUACAGAGCUGAUUCACUUCUUUUUAAGACACGUAUCCCACCUAAUAAGCAGAAAUGUUAUAAAUACAUAUAA
This is a messenger RNA of Trichobilharzia regenti, 2808 nucleotides long. The record is from the annotation of a GenBank genome assembly. NCBI's taxonomy places the organism in Eukaryota, Metazoa, Platyhelminthes, Trematoda, Strigeidida, Schistosomatidae.